Sceloporus undulatus (fence lizard) is the source of this 1390-nucleotide messenger RNA. RefSeq names its product LHFPL tetraspan subfamily member 5 (gene LHFPL5). Gene Ontology annotation, cellular component: plasma membrane. The transcript is spliced from 3 exons. Lineage: Eukaryota; Metazoa; Chordata; Lepidosauria; Squamata; Phrynosomatidae. The coding region runs from base 257 to 922 and encodes 221 amino acids. Gene Ontology annotation, biological process: sensory perception of sound; detection of mechanical stimulus involved in sensory perception. The record is from RefSeq and is a predicted model, not a curated record.
AGAGCACCAGGAUCUGAACUCAGUGCCUGGGAGUUCGAGGACAGAGGCUGCCUCUCCGAGGAAGGGCAAUCGAAGCCUGACGCUCCCAAGGACAGGGAGCCUGAAGCUCCCCAUCUGCCCCUUCCCAUUGCUUUUUUCUGGCAAAAAAUAGCAAAGAAGCCCUUCUUUGGACUCUCCAACCUUGACCCUCCAUUUCUGAUCCUCUGACCAUCUCUUUUCCUAAAAGAGACCACCCACUCCAACCACAGGCAUCACCAUGGCCAAGAUGCUGCCAGCCCAAGAGGCAGCCAAGAUCUACCACACCAACUACGUGAGGAACGCCAGGGCCAUGGGAGUCUUGUGGGCACUCUUCACCCUCUGCUUUGCUGUCAUCAUGACGGUGACUUUCAUCCAGCCCUACUGGAUCGGGGACAGCAUUGACACACCACAGGCUGGCUAUUUCGGCCUUUAUUCCUAUUGCAUUGGCAAUGCCCUGACAGGUGAACUCAUCUGCAAAGGCAGCCCACUGGACUUUGGCACUAUCCCUUCCAGUGCCUUCAAAACUGCCAUGUUUUUCGUGGGCAUCUCUACCUUCCUCAUCAUUGGUUGCAUCCUCUGCUUCAGUCUCUUCUUCUUCUGCAACGCAGCCACUGUGUACAAGGUGUGCGCUUGGAUGCAGCUGGCAGCAUGUGCAGGUUUGGCAAUAGGUUGCCUGCUCUACCCCGAUGGCUGGGACUCCCCUGAGGUGAAACGGAUGUGUGGAGAGAAGACAGACAAGUACACACUGGGAGUGUGCACAGUGCGCUGGGCAUACAUCCUCUGCAUCAUUGGGAUCCUUGAUGCUCUCAUCCUCUCCUUCUUGGCCUUUGUGCUUGGCAACCGGCAAGACAAUCUCCUUCCAUCUGACUUCCAAGUGGAAAAUAAGGAAGAAGGAAAUGAAUGAUGAUGAAGAAUGGAGUGGUCUUAAGCUUUUGACUGAAAUGGGCAUAUUUGCUUCCAGCUUUGAGACAACUCAAGAGGGCUAUUUUGAUACCCAUGAGUGCCAAGCACCAGGCAUAACCCAUACCAUGGAUUUUUAAAUGUUAUCCAUUCUGCAGGGCAAAAAGAGACAUCUAGGAGUUUGAAGGAGUGGGGUGACAGGAAAGACUCUUGCAAAAUCACCUCCUUAUUACUGGAACACCUACAGUUACUUCAUACUGCCCAAAAACAGAGCUGGCACUAGCACCUGGAGUCCCUAGGUAGCUGCUUAAACACCAGAACCCUGGCAGGGGCCUCCACUAAGUCUCUCUUUAAUUCUGCCAUCUUAAUACCUAAACAUGGAAACUGGCCACCUGGUGCUGCCUUGAAGCAUUAUUGCCCUCCAGUAUCAGAUAAGCCCAACAGGACCCAUUGGUGUGUUGUUGGUGUUGGU